Molecule: messenger RNA, 2018 nt
Organism: Humulus lupulus (European hop)
Lineage: Eukaryota; Viridiplantae; Streptophyta; Magnoliopsida; Rosales; Cannabaceae
Product: fumarate hydratase 1, mitochondrial
Exons: 18
Coding region: 286-1770 (494 amino acids)
Biological process (GO): fumarate metabolic process; tricarboxylic acid cycle; malate metabolic process
Cellular component (GO): mitochondrion; tricarboxylic acid cycle heteromeric enzyme complex
Molecular function (GO): fumarate hydratase activity
Source: RefSeq, a predicted model, not a curated record
AGUACACGAUCUCUGACUCGAACUCACGACAUAACUAGGCGGACUCAAUACGCAGCCCUGGCUCGUCUUCUUCUCCACUACCAAUUCUGUCGUUGGAGUUGAGCUUCCUUUCAAAUCCAUGGCAUUUUGAACAAGAGAAAGUUUAUAUCGGAGUCCGGUCAGGUCAGCAAGCUGCCCAAUAACAAAAGGAAGGGACCCAUUGUGUAUUGAGCUCUCUCUCGCCCUCGUUCGUUUCACUUUCUUCUUCUCCGCUCCAAUCUUGGAGAGCGCCAUUACUCAUUAGCCAUGGCGAUGUACACCAUCUCACGACGACUAUCAACUAGAUCAACGACAACAAUUGGAGUUUUACGUUUUGCUACCUCUUUGAGAUUCUACUCUACCUCAUUUAGAGAAGAAAGAGACACUUUUGGACCCAUCCUUGUUCCCUCAGACAAGUUGUGGGGUGCUCAAACUCAAAGAUCGUUGCAGAAUUUCGAUAUUGGCGGAGAGCGUGAGCGUAUGCCUGAACCCAUUGUUCGGGCUUUUGGGACCCUUAAGAAAUGUGCUGCCAAGGUCAACAUGGAAUAUGGUCUGGAUCCAUCCAUUGGGAAAGCCAUUAUGCAGGCUGCCCAAGAAGUAGCUGACGGAAAGCUAAAUGAUCAUUUUCCACUUGUUGUGUGGCAGACUGGCAGUGGCACCCAAAGUAACAUGAAUGCCAAUGAGGUGAUUGCAAACAGAGCAGCUGAAAUACUUGGCCAUAAGCGUGGUGACAAGUUUGUGCACCCAAAUGACCAUGUUAAUAGAUCUCAAUCUUCCAAUGACACAUUCCCUACUGUCAUGCACAUUGCAGCUGCAACAGAGAUAAAUUCGAGAGUAUUACCAAGUUUGAAAACUUUGCAUUCUUCUUUACAUUCAAAGUCUGUUGAGUUCAAAGAUAUAUGUAAAAUUGGGCGAACGCAUACUCAAGAUGCAACUCCUCUAACUCUUGGGCAAGAGUUCAGUGGCUAUACUACACAAGUGAAGUACGGGAUUGACAGAGUCCUGUGCACUCUUCCUCGCAUGUAUCAGCUUGCACAAGGUGGUACUGCUGUAGGAACAGGAUUGAAUACAAAAAAGGGGUUUGAUGUGAAAAUAGCAGCUGCAGUUGCUGAGGAAACAGGCUUGCCAUUUGUCACUGCAGAAAACAAGUUUGAAGCUUUGGCUGCUCAUGAUGCUUUUGUUGAGUCUAGUGGCGCCCUCAACACAAUUGCUGCGUCUCUAAUGAAAAUUGCUAAUGACAUACGCUUGUUAGGAAGUGGUCCAAGAUGCGGUCUUGGUGAGCUCAUUCUUCCUGAGAACGAACCUGGCAGCAGUAUUAUGCCUGGGAAGGUCAAUCCUACUCAGUGCGAGGCUAUCACGAUGGUCUGCGCUCAGAUUAUGGGCAACCACGUGGCCAUUACAGUGGGUGGAUCAAAUGGUCACUUUGAACUUAAUGUAUACAAACCCAUGAUUGCUGCUGGUCUCCUUCAUUCACUGAGAUUGCUUGGAGAUGCAUCUGCUUCUUUUGAAAAGAACUGUGUUAGAGGAAUUCGAGCUAAUAAGGAGAGAAUCGCAAAAUUACUUCACGAGUCAUUGAUGCUCGUUACAUCCUUGAACCCUAAAAUCGGUUAUGACAACGCUGCUGCUGUUGCCAAAACAGCCCACAAAGAGGGAACUACUUUGAAGGAAGCUGCAUUAAAACUCGGAGUGCUAUCCAUUGAGGAAUUCGAUAAUCUUGUGGUGCCCGAGAAGAUGAUUGGUCCCUCAGAUUGACAGGAAUGCUAAUUAUCAAAUUUUCCAAUUUCUAAUAGAUUUUUCUUCAUGGGUUAGAUAAAGGAGAUUAGAACCCAAAAACAGUGUUAUUCAUUACUUUGAAAAAACAAUAUUCUUGAGGUUUUCACCAUGAGUGGCUUUGGGGGGGCUGAUUGAGUUAAUAAAGAAAAAGCCUCCCACAAUUUUUAGAUUAACAAUGUCUUCGAAUAAAGUUGGCUCAUAAUAAAAUCGUUUUUAUGGUUUCACUA